AUGCAAGAAAGCAAGCAAACAAAGGACAAAGUGUCAAAACGGCAAUCUACCGUGGUAGAGCCUGGCCAAUUCAAAGAGGAGAACCCAAUUUUGACUGGACAGGAUGGAUGGAUGGGCCUGGGUUGGAUGAUCCUGCCAAGUCUGCUGCGGUGCUACAGAAUUAGAGUUUACGCUAGUCCCAAUGUAGUGGACUUCUUCAUGGACCUUGUCCCCGCAAGGCCCAUCAGCAAGUUCGAGAGGGACCCCGAAUGCCGGCAACGACAGUGGAGAAUUACUGUAUCCAGCACCUGGUUGGGUUAG
This is a messenger RNA of Pyricularia pennisetigena, 300 nucleotides long. RefSeq lists its product as uncharacterized. The record is from RefSeq and is a predicted model, not a curated record. NCBI's taxonomy places the organism in Eukaryota, Fungi, Ascomycota, Sordariomycetes, Magnaporthales, Pyriculariaceae. The transcript has 2 exons. Bases 1 to 300 code for a protein of 99 amino acids.